Molecule: messenger RNA, 591 nt
Organism: Ornithodoros turicata
Lineage: Eukaryota; Metazoa; Arthropoda; Arachnida; Ixodida; Argasidae
Exons: 7
Coding region: 78-530 (150 amino acids)
Source: RefSeq, a predicted model, not a curated record
AGGACGAUUUCAAUAGAACACUCCAAUUCCUCGAGUUCGUCGCUGAGAGGCAUUUUCUUGUUCCCUGAACUCUAAACAUGGCGACGGUAUUGCCACUUGUAGUACUUCUAACUGCACACGUUGCUUCGGGUGAAUUUUGGGCUUCGUUUUUCUCGAGACCCACUCCCGGAUGCCACUCAGAUGACAUGGUUGCAUCGAAGCUGGAGCUAUACGCUACCAUGAGGGCUUGGGUAUUUGGGAAGUGGGCAUCACAAGUUAAGGAUCAUGAAGCAAUUAAAUAUGCGAAGGGUGACAUCUAUGACGCGAUGAGGAGCUGCGCUGGCAGAUAUCACAUCUCCUGGAGCUGCGUAUACCAGAACCAGUGCAUCCAAGUGUUCGACUGCUUACGAGGCGUCUUGCACGAUCGAGUGCCAGAUGAAGCCUACUCGGACCUGACAGAUGAGUUCAUUACGAAACUUUGCAAUCCGAAAGCGAAGACAACGAAGCAGCUCAUAUGGUACCUGGAUGAAGCCUCAGAGUACCAAGACUAGACUCCGUCAAGUGUUACUAAGUUCUGGCAGAAUGCAAUACACAGGAAUUGAAGAAGGGCAA